AUACCGCUGGCUCAGGUAGUGAACAGUUGGGGGCCGCUCUUGUGUGUGUCCGCGCGCUCUCACUCUCUCUCACCGCUCUCACACACACUCUCACCUCUCCUUCACCCGGGAAGGAUACCUCGGUACCAUACACAACCAUAGAAAGUUAUCAUUAGUGAAGUGAUCACGAUGCAAGUAGUCAUAGUUGAAGUGAUCAAGCUGAUGACUAUGCGUGUGUAUAAGGCCUAACCCCGUGGGUGGAAGGUGGUGACCCAGGUUCGAGUCCCAGGUGGUGGGAGUGUGGGCCGGAGGGUCGGGGACUAUGGCGGUGCAAGUGGCAUCAGAUCAACAUGAUAAGUGAAGUGUUAUCGCGGGUGGUGGUGCUAUCGCAGGAGGUGGCCCGCUCUCUGGGGGUCAUGUGGCCCCACAAUGAGGGCCGCGAGCAUGACCUGGGGGAGUGCGCCCCCAGGUGGACUAGCCCCACGGAUAUGGCGGCUCUGGGGAGUGUUGUGUGCGUGCCCCCCUCCCCGCACUCGCGUGCGUCUCCCCUCACAAGACUCCUGCCCUCUCUCCCGCGCUGUGAUACUAGCGAUAAGGAUUGUGAUGUUGUGAGGGCUGGGUUGCCAUGUUGCUACAUGGAUGAUCUCCAUGAGGCGACGGCUCCCUCAUCUCUCACCAGACUCCACCUCCCCCUCACGGACCCCAGGUGUGAUAGUGACAAUGAUAGUGGCCUGGUCAGUUGCGGUGAUAGUGAACACACUCAUACUCACGAGGCGGGGGAUACGCCCUUACCGCCCUUCCUUUUGUGUGAUAGUGAUAUUCCAGUCCUUUCCGCCGCCCCCGUCACGGAUUCACCCGUUCCGUUCCGUCCAGACUAUGACGACGCCGUGGCACUCAGCAUGGGUCAUUUGGCACCCAAAUACCACACCCACACGCCCACAGCCUUCACCAACUACCACAGCUCGGCUGAUCACCUCCCCAACCCCUGGUCGAGGCCGCGCAGCAGCCGCUACGAGGACCAGGGCUUCGGGGAGCAGACUAGACGAGACCACUUGACCCUCAGUGACCCUCAUCAAGACCACGCGGUCUUUAGCGACCCGAGUCCCGUCUUGGACAACGACUCCAGCACCAGCUACACCAUCGUCACCCCAACCACCACGAAAGAGCGGGCAGCGGAGGUGAGGAGUAGUGGUGGGGUGGAGGAGGGGGGGGAAGAUUACCUCGGUCACGUGGAUAACUUUCAGUACCCGCCGCCACCCCCGCCACACCCCACCAACCCCUUCGAUUCCUGCUUCAAGAACUCUCUCAAUUCCAGAAGCCGACGCUUCCGACUCGGGAAGGAGGCAGAUGGAGAAUUCAAUGGCACUCACGAGAUUGAGGUGUGCGAGAUUAUGCCAGAAGGUCAUGACAAGGCGGACCCAAGCCAGUUUGAGCUCCUCAAGGUCCUUGGUCAAGGAUCCUUCGGCAAGGUUUUUCUGGUGCGAAAGAUAAGUGGGCAGGACACUGGUACUUUAUAUGCCAUGAAGGUGCUCAAGAAGGCCACACUCAAGGUGCGUGACAGAGUGCGGACCAAAAUGGAGCGUGAUAUUCUAGCCGAUGUCAAUCAUCCAUUUGUAGUGAAGCUGCAUUAUGCCUUCCAAACAGAGGGAAAACUCUACUUAAUCUUAGAUUUUUUGAGAGGCGGCGAUCUUUUCACCAGACUAUCGAAAGAGAUCAUGUUCACAGAAGAGGACGUUAAAUUUUAUUUAGCAGAGUUAGCUUUAGCAUUAGAUCAUCUUCAUUCUGUUGGUGUUAUCUACAGAGAUCUUAAACCUGAAAACAUACUUUUAGAUGCGGAUGGCCACAUAUCCCUCACAGACUUCGGUUUAUGUAAGGAGGCGCUAGAUGAUCAGAAGGCGUAUAGUUUCUGUGGCACUGUGGAAUAUAUGGCACCAGAGGUUGUUAACCGCAGGGGCCACAACACAGCCGCCGAUUGGUGGUCAUUUGGUGUUCUUUUGUUUGAAAUGUUGACGGGAGCAUUACCAUUCCAAGGUUCAAACAGGAAAGAAACUAUGACAUUAAUUCUAAAAGCUAAAUUAGGAAUGCCACCGUACCUGAGCCCUGAGGCACAGUCUCUCCUCCGGGCGCUCUUCAAGAGGAACCCAGCAAACAGAUUAGGUGCAGGUCCAGAAGGAGUAGAUGAACUAAAGCGUCACCCAUUCUUUGCCUGUAUUGACUGGAACAAGCUCUAUAAUAAGGAAAUUGAACCACCUUUUAAGCCUGCAGUUUCCAAAGCUGAUGAUACUUUCUACUUUGAUCAAGAAUUUACCACACGAACUCCUAGAGAUUCUCCAGGUGUUCCCCCAAGUGCCAAUGCUCACCAGAUGUUCAAGGGAUUUAGCUUCGUAGCGCCGUUCCUAUUAGAUGAUCAAGUUGAUGGCGUUGAAAUAAUGCAGUCGCAGCCUGCAGAGAAAACCACACUUAGCAAGAGAUUAUCAGGAGUAAAAUCUAAUAGUAUACACGACGAGUAUGAAAUUUCUGAAGAGUUGGGAAGAGGCAGCUAUAGUAUUUGUCGACGUUGUGUUCACCGAGCAACUAGACAAGAAUAUGCUGUUAAAAUUAUAUCGAAGAAGACUCGGGACUGCCAAGAAGAAAUUGAGAUACUAUACAGAUAUGGACAUUAUUCAAAUAUUAUUUCUUUAAGAGAUGUUUAUGAAGACGAAUCACACGUGUACCUGGUGAUGGAGCUUAUGCGGGGUGGGGAGCUGCUGGACAAGAUCCUACGACAGAAAUUCUUCUCCGAGAGGGAAGCCUCGGCUGUGUUGCUCACCCUAACAAAUGCCGUCCAGUACUUGCACCAAAAUGGGGUAGUUCACAGAGACCUAAAGCCCUCAAAUAUUAUGUAUGCCGACAUCUCAGGAAGUCCAGAGUCACUGAGGAUAUGUGAUUUUGGGUUUGCCAAACAGCUUCGUGCAGAGAAUGGGCUUCUCAUGACUCCGUGCUAUACUGCCAAUUUUGUCGCACCUGAAGUCUUGAAGAAACAAGGGUACGAUGCUGCUUGCGACAUCUGGAGUUUAGGAGUGCUGCUUUACACCAUGUUGGCAGGACAGACGCCCUUCGCCCAGGGCCCCAACGAUACCCCUGAAGACAUACUCCAGCGUAUUGGUGAGGGCAAGUUCUGUGUCGACUCCGGCAACUGGGUCUCCGUCUCUCCUGCUGCUAAGGACUUGGUGAAGCAGAUGUUGCAUCUUGACCCGGGUCAAAGACUGACAGCCACUCAGGUAGCCAAUCAUCCCUGGCUCCUGCAUCGAGAGGCUCUUCCCAACCUUCGGCUACUUCUACAAGAUGCUUCUCUUGUCAAGGGCGCUAUUUCUGCCACCUACAGAGCCAUCAACCACUCUCCCCGCGCUCCCAACCUUGGACCAGUAGCAGCGUCGGCCCUUGCUCGUCGGCGCGGCAAGUCCCGGCCAAAGUCUUCAACGGAGGUCUGACAUCCGGCCUUUACUUGUCACCGUUCACAGCCUCGCCCCGAGAGUGAGGAUGCUGUAGCCAGGUCCCCUCAGCCAGAGUGGGUGGCCUCCUCUCCCAUCCAUGUGUCUCAUCCCUCGCAACGUGUCGAACAUUUCCAAUAUGCGGGACCAGCAGCGGAACCGGAGGCAUCGUGUUCCCAGGUGGCACCUCCCUGGCCACUCGGGUCCCAAGAUGCUGUCUCCAUAGCCUUUAAUCCCCAAAUAACAAGUCCCUCUACAAUGAUUCCUCAGGUCUCGAGUGCUCCUGCUGUUUCGUACCAGGAACAAAGCCUCACUAUGCCUCUUGAUUACCCAAAGGAGCAGCAGCCUCAGCAACAGUUGCACCCGAAGCAGCAGGAACAACAGCAGCAGCAGCAGGAACAGCAGCAGCAGCACCAGCAGCAGUUGCAACAGCAGAGUAGACAAAACAAAUCCCGACGUCGGUCCCAGCGUCGACACCGACGUCGUCGACGCACCACCACUACAGCGCCUUGAACUGUACGUCAACACACUGCCAUCAGACGAAGAAUAAGGGCCAGGUGGCAACCAGAGCCUUCAUGUGUGGUUCCAGUAAUUACAAAGUUCCUGCUGCAGUCGAUAACUACAUUUUACAUGAAUCAGUAUGCAGAGGCUGCAGUUCUAGGCCAAAUCUUUUCCAAUGUUUAAGUGACUGUUGGGCUCUUGAAAAAUGUUUGUGUCAUAAUGCUUCAAAUCCUGAAAGGCAACAAUCAAAUGGGUAAGAGAGCAAGGCAAGCGGAGCUAUGUGAAACAGGGCCACUUCUCGUCUUCAUUAGGGAUUUGUAGAGAUCAAUUACAGUUAGAGCAUGCUGACUGCUCUUUGUGGGGAAGACUUGACCAACGCGUGGGCCAUGGUAGCAGGUUGUCUUGCCCUCUGUCGAGUUCACAGUCGGUACCAUAUAUAUACGUCUUACAAGGCAUCCAACUACUUCUUGUGCUGUGAGAUUACAAAAUAAACUGAACAAUUUUGUAGCCUCGAGUAGGUAGGUGUUGAGCUAUUGCUGGAUACUACGCGCGCGCACUGAGAUUCAAUGGAGAUACACAGCCUGCCUCUUGCCUACGAAUUUUAUAUACCACUUGUGGCUAGUUAGGUGGGACUAAUGGUGAGGUACGAGUCACCAGUUAAGAAUGCCAUCCUUACGCAUAAUUUUCUAACUUUUAAGUGCAGCAGGCAAGUUGUGCAAAUGUAAAUUAUCACUAAUUUAAGAUUUUACUUACAAAUCUUCUGAGGCGGUGUGUAGUGAGAGCGUGAAGAGCGGCGCCUCCAAUCUCCACAGGAUAAGAACGCGUGCAAAUAAGAAAACAUAUACUCAGUAGUUAUUUCUUUACAUUGUUUCACAUUUGUUCUCAUUAAAGUUAGUUUAAAGAAAAAUAGUGUGUUCUUAUGGUGCCGACAGUCGUACGUCAUCAGAGGCAAGUAUUAACAACCUUAAGAUUACUUAAACACGUAUCGUUCAGUUACUCAAGGAUCUGCUAUGUUAAUACUACAGGUUGACAUCUUAAUACUUCCAUUCCUUUUUGUAUUCUUGGAAGGUGAUAACGAGGGCAUAAUUAGUGUGUGUGUGUGUGUGAGUGAGGACUACCAGUGAGUGAACGAGAGAGAGAGAGAGAGAGAGAAAAGGGGGGAUGGGAGGGAGGAAAGUGAGAGGACCAUCCAGGAAGCAACGAAUCCGCUGCACUGGACAUCCUCACAAGGUGUCGCACCCCCCAACCACUGUGCUGGCGUGUGCUAGUCAUUAUGUGUUCGGUCACCUGGUGCUCAUAACAACAGGUACCAAGAGUCCCCUACACUCUGUGUUGAGUUGUGCACUCAACUGGACGGCACCAGGUGCAACACACCUGGCGGAGUGUGUGUAGUGCAAGGGGACUUUUGGUCGAGUCGGCUGGCAGGAAGUGUUCAAUGCAAUCGUAUUUUUUAUAGCAGCUUUCAAUCUGUGUCAUAUUGAUGGAGUCUCGGCUACACCCCCAUAUUGUGUGCGUGUUCUGUAAAUAACCAUCAACCAGUCUGAUAUAUGUUGGAUAAAGUACAUAGGUGUAGUCUUGUGCUCUUUAUUUUGUCCCAAGAACGCAGAUGGAACUGUUAAUAUAUAAUCAUAUAGUUGUUUAUUCCAGUCUUAUUAUUGUUUAUUUCUUAAUCAAUUUUGUUGUUACCUGUACAUAUAGGAGGAGUAUUAAAUGACAUGGCUCUGUGAAACUCGCUUGCCAUUGCCAAUCUCUAAAAUAGUGUUCAGUCGAGGUACCUGCCGAGAUGUGUAUUUUUGAUGGCAAGUUGUAAAUUUUUAUAGGAUCCUACGGUAACUACGAUGCCCGUGCAAUGGCCAGCGCAGCGGGGUUCAACGUUCCUGGUGAGGUAGAAGGGUGUGUGGGGGGGGCUGGUUGAGGAGAAGACAUGACUGGCACCGAGGGAUAAUAGGAGUGUUGGUAUAGUUAUUGUUGCUAGUGGUGACCUGGUUCCUUGUUUUUGUCUUGAUACAUGUCUUUUUUUUUAUUUAAUGAUAUACGAGAAAUUUGUAAUCAAUAAAAAAAGCUAUUUUGAAACAAAGAAAUGUAUGAAGACUGAGCCCCACACACCAGAUGAUGAGACGACGACGUUUCGGUCCGUCCUGAACAAUCGUCAUAAUUGACUUGAUAAUGGUCCAUGACGGACCGAAACGACGUCGUUUCUUCAUCUUCUGAUGAGUGGUUUAAUUUUCAUAUCUCAAGCCACGUUAUUGUGACUCGUCGUCCGCAAGGAAACGUAGACUAUACAUUUCAGUCUGAAACUAGGAACCUCUUCAACCGUGAGUGAGAAUGACAGCUGUAGUUGCUUGUGUGGUGUCAAUCAGGUGUCCUGGGAAGAGGUGAAAACACUAACUAAUACUCUCCUGGUUAAAUAAUCUCUCACCAAAUCUGGUAAUAUCUCCGUAUGACGGGUCACCAGAUUUCAUGAGCAACUAUGUAACAAGGUUAUUACUUUAUGCUUGCACCUCUUCCCAGGACACCUGACUGCUGUAGCUACGUUUAUGGUGUUACUCUCGCUCACUGCUCAAGAGUAUCCUAGUUUCAGACUGAAAUAUGUUCCUUGUGCUUUCAAAAUAGUGGAUUAUGAAUAUUAUAUAUAUAUAUAAGUGUGUAUAGUGACCAGCCAACAAAGAUGAGAUGAUGUAAGUAAUCUCAAGGAGUACUUUGCAUAAAUGUUAAAAUAAAAUAAGUUCAAGACUUUAAUGAGAUUCAGUUGGUUACAUGGAAUCAAGGUAGCAACAUCAUAUAUUUUUAAUAUGUGUGUACGAGUGAACAAACUGUGGUUAGAGCGGAAACUCAGGUACGUUGUGGUUUAAAGAUUCAGGACUCGAGAAGUCUCUUAACAGCUUGCUUUCUAUCCUUAGUGAAAGCUGGAAACUUUCUGGGGCAUAAAGGCGCCCAAUUUUAUUAUGAGUGACAGAUAUCCUCUCCAGGUGUGCUCCAGGUGGCGUCCAGUGUACAUCACUUUAGCAUAAUCUUCUUACGAUAGUCAUUUUGGGAGAUCUGUUGAACAUGUUUAGUUUAUAUUUGAAUCCAGCGAGGGCUGCCCCGAUCCCUCCCUCCCUGCUGGGUCCUCAGUUGCCUGCCCUGAUUAUUUUGAAAGUUUAUUUUUACUGUUGCUAUUUAAAUGUAAUGUUCAGUUCCAAAUAAUAAAGAUACUUCAUAUAAAA
Molecule: messenger RNA, 7156 nt
Organism: Procambarus clarkii (red swamp crayfish)
Lineage: Eukaryota; Metazoa; Arthropoda; Malacostraca; Decapoda; Cambaridae
Gene: S6kII
Product: Ribosomal protein S6 kinase II
Biological process (GO): intracellular signal transduction; peptidyl-serine phosphorylation
Molecular function (GO): ATP binding; protein serine/threonine kinase activity; magnesium ion binding
Source: RefSeq, a predicted model, not a curated record